Ylistrum balloti is the source of this 4173-nucleotide messenger RNA. RefSeq names its product ATP-binding cassette sub-family C member 10-like. Lineage: Eukaryota; Metazoa; Mollusca; Bivalvia; Pectinida; Pectinidae. The coding region runs from base 1 to 4173 and encodes 1390 amino acids. Gene Ontology annotation, cellular component: membrane. The transcript has 17 exons. Gene Ontology annotation, molecular function: ATP hydrolysis activity; ABC-type transporter activity; ATP binding. The record is from RefSeq and is a predicted model, not a curated record. Gene Ontology annotation, biological process: transmembrane transport.
AUGGAGCACACAUUCUGGAGAACUUUGCGUCUGAAAGAAAUCACGGUGAAUGACAACAACGUCACUUUGUACAAUCAAGCUAAUAUAAAAUUGCUGCAAAGUAACCAAUCUAUAGUUCAUCAUGGCAUUGUUACAGAGGAACAUUUUACAACUACAGCGUCAACCGUUGUCAAUGUUCUGGUAACUCUCAUCAGUGCGUUCAUUAUCUAUUUCCUCACUAAGAAAUUAUCACAAGAAAAAAGGUCUUCCAAUCAGAAGGAAAAUCAGGAUGAAGAGACGGAUCCAACCUCCUGCGCAGUCAGUUACCCGGCCAAUGAGGAUGAUGUCUCCAUUCUGUCCAGGUUAACCUAUAACUGGGUACAACCCCUUCUGAUGAAGGACAGUAAAACGACCAGUCUGUCGUCUGAAGACAUGUUUAAAAUGCCAAACAGUCUUAACGUAAAGAAAGUACAGGAGGAGUUUUCCAAAAAACUGAAACCAGGAGUGAAUAUUGGUAUGAAAACAGACAAGAAGAACCCGACCUUACUUAGUGCAUUAUACAAAGCCUACGGACUAGAAUACUUUCUUCUUUGUGGUCUUCUAGAGUUGGUAGCGCACCUGAUUAAUUUCACAGGUCCUAUCUCACUUGGUUUAUUGUUGUCAUUUUUCGAAAAUGGUGACGAGCCAUCACACACCGGAUAUCGCUAUGCCUUCCUGUUGUUCUUGUCGAGUUUUGGAAAAGCUCUGCUAGACAGCAAAUUUCAUUUCACCCGUAUGCAUGUCUUUUUCAAAGUGAGAAUUUCGAUUAUGACAGCUAUUUAUAAGAAAGCCUUGCGUAUAAGCACCGUGUCUUUAUCGAAAUUCAGUACUGGUGAGAUUGUCAAUUUUCUCGGGACUGAUACUGAUAGAAUGAUGGGCUUCUGUCAUUGUUUCCAUGCUUUAUGGAGUCUACCUUUCGAAACCAUUAUAUGUAUGUAUAUUCUGUAUCAACUGGUUGGAAUUGCAAUGUUGGGAGGACUAGUUGUUGCCCUGAUUCUCGUUCCCAUAAACAAGAUCAUAUCAACGAAACAAAUUGCACUAGGCAAAGUGCUAAUGGAACAGAAAGACAAGAGAACGAAGUUGAUGAACGAGGUGCUUGGCGGAAUAAAGAUCAUCAAACUUUACACCUGGGAAGACCACUUUCAAAAGAUGAUUAAUGAACUUCGUGACGCUGAGUUGCAGAUCAUUAAACGAAGAAAAGUAAUUGGAGCCAUAACUGGAUACUUGUGGACUCUGACUCCGAUCUUUAUGACCGUACUGACAUUCAGCUCCUACUCAAUGAUGGGAAAUACCCUGUCCGCUUCAAAGAUGUUUGCAAGUCUGGCAUUGUUUCUAAAACUCCUUGGAUCACUUAAUCAUCUCCCUUGGGUAUUCAAUGGCAUAAUGGAAGCCGUCAUUUCACUUGGAAGGAUAGAGAAAUUCGUGGCAUUGGAAGAUAUUGACCUUGAUGCUUAUUACGAAACAAUGAAAGAAUCGAGGAAAUGCGACAGUGUGAUUUCGGUAAAUACUGGACGAUUUACUUGGGAAGGAGAGAAGGUGGAUAACACUGAUUCAAACGAAAACGAGAUAAAACUAAAAUGCGAGUCAGGGGAGACAACCAGUAAAUCAGGAACACUUUGUCUUCGGGAUAUUACCGUUGACAUUACUCAAGGUCAAUUCAUAGGAGUGAUUGGCAAGGUUGGCUCUGGUAAAAGUUCCUUCCUCAACGCUAUACUUGCCGAAAUGGCUCGGAAAGAAGGCGAAAUCUCUGUGUCUAAUCUGAAAAACGGGUUUGCUUUGGCGGAUCAGGAACCUUGGAUACAACAGGCAUCUGUCCGAGACAACAUUAUCUUUGGCAGUCCGUAUAACGCGGGAAAAUACGCCGAGGUUGUUGACGCCGCAUCUCUUAAAAAAGAUAUCGAGAUGUUACCAGCUGGAGAUAAGACGGAAGUUGGUGAGAAUGGCGUAACACUAAGCGGAGGUCAGAAAGCUCGACUUGCUCUAGCUAGGGCAUUAUAUCAGGAUAAAGAUGUGUACCUUCUCGAUGACCCUUUAGCAGCCGUCGACGCUCACGUGGCACAACAAAUGUAUGACAAAUGCAUCAUGGGAUUACUAAAGCACAAGACCAGAAUCCUUUGCACACAUCACACUCAAUUCCUUGGUGAAGCAGAUCUAGUCAUAGCCAUGGAUGACGGAAUAAUUUCAAAAAUGGGUCCUCCGAAUGAGAUACUCCCCGAUGUAAAAUUUGCUGGACGUAAAUCAUCUGAUAAGGAAAACGAGGAUGUGACAGACAACAACAGUAACGAAAAGGACGGUAAACUGGGAGAUGAGACAAAGGAAACUGGGGAAGUGAAGUUAGGAGUGUAUAAAGCGUAUUUGACAGCACUCGGUAAAUGGCUUGCCCUGGCAAUGAUCAUGACUGUCGUAUGCAUGCAAGUGUCGGAGUUGAUGAAGGACUGGUGGCUGACACAUUGGGUUUCUAGUUCUAAAUUAGACGAUACCAAUACUUCGGACUCCGGAUAUCUCUGUUUCCAUGACAACAUGUCCUCACCAAGAAGUUUUGAUCAACGUUUUGAUUCCGUGCCUCAAGAAACAUCCAGACAUUCCAGUCUUCUUUACUACAUGGUGGUUUACGCCUGUCUCUCCGCUGUUUAUGCUCUUUUCUCUUUGGCCAGAGAAAUUCUCUUUGCCUAUAGUGGAAUGAGUGUUGCUAAGACCAUACACAGUAACCUUCUCAACACUAUUCUGAAGGCGCCCAUGUCCUUCUAUGAUGUGACUCCUGUAGGCCGAAUUCUCAACAGAUUUUCGUCAGACAUGGGAACAAUAGACGACUCCAUAAGUCACAUGGUUAUGGUGGUUCUGAGUCAAGUUUUUGAAGUUGUUGGAACAAUAGCAAUGGUGUGUUACGGAAUGCCUUGGUUCAUAGUUUUGCUGUUGCCCCUGGGUGCCAUCUACUAUCGGCUGCAGGAGAGAUACCGUCACACAUCUCGCGAAGUCAGACGAAUUUCAAGCCUUAACCGCUCUCCCAUCUUCUCCCACUUCUCGGAGACGGUGUCGGGAUUGGUCACUAUUCGAGCAUUUCGGGAAUCCGAAAGAUUUACAGACCAACAUAUAAACCACAUAGACAACUGGUUAAAAACUCACUAUACAGCCCAUAACAUAGGGAUGUGGCUAUGGCUUCGAACGCAGUUGGUUGGAAUCGUCAUGGUGACCGGAAUUGCAACGAUGGCUGUUAUCCAACACAACUUUCAUGGUAUUGAUCCAGGAGUAGUUGGACUGGCCAUUUCCUACAUUUUGUCAUUAUCUGGCCUUUUAAAUGGAAUGGUCAACUGCGUGACAGAGACAGAGAAACAAAUGGUCAGUCUGGAGAGAGUUUAUCAAUACAUAGAAGACACACCCUGUGAGAAAUGGGACGGAACACAGCCUUCUCCUUCCUGGCCUGCUGCUGGAGUUCUCAGCUAUAGUGACGUCUUCAUGAAAUAUCGGGAAGGCUUACCUAAUGUCCUCAAAGGCCUCACGUUCACCACACGUCAUGCUGAGAAGAUUGGAAUUGUGGGACGGACAGGGUCCGGGAAGUCAAGUCUCUUCCAGACACUGUUCCGUACUGUAGAGAUAAACUCUGGUGAUAUUACCAUUGAUGGAGUGAAUAUACAGCAACUGGAGCUCAAAGACGUCAGGCGUCAUCUGGCUGUGAUUCCUCAAGACCCAUUCCUCUUUAGUGGUACCGUCAGGCAGAAUCUCGACCCCACGUCUUGUUACAGUGACGAGGAACUGUGGGGUGUCCUUGACAGAUGUCAUCUCCGCCUACCUGUAGACAGACUGGGAGGUCUCGAGGGAGAGGUGGGAGAGAAAGGACGACAUUUUUCUGUAGGACAGAAACAACUCAUGUGUCUGGCGAGGGCACUUCUAACUAAGGCCAAGGUGUUGUGUAUAGAUGAAGCUACGGCCAGUGUAGACCUGGAGACAGACAAAUUAAUACAAGAAACAAUCCGCCAGGAGUUUGUGGAGAGCACAGUGUUGACCAUUGCCCAUAGAAUCAACACCAUAAUGGACAGUGACAGGGUGUUGGUGAUGGACCAGGGUCAAGUGGCUGAACUGGACUCUCCAGAAAAUCUUCUCAAAAAUCCACAAUCUCAGUUCUACCAGUUAGUUCACGGAAAACCAUCCGAGGAAUAA